UGCAACAUUACCAGGCACGUCGUAAUGGCAACGCAACCCGCCUCCUCUCGUCACGAAACGCACCCUAUGCCGGGAUCAAGGUAAUGUCGAGGGCUGGGGCUGGUCAGCCCUCUAUGACUAUUGCAGUCUUGCGCAAGCUCAAGCUCGCUCUCGCUCUGGCUCGGGCUCCAGCCCAGCAUUGACGGCCAUGGGCCACGAACCACGGGCCAUGGUUCGUGGCCGACUCUUAUGCAUCCCGCGACAGUCAGUGGAGCGCCUGUCGCUCAUUUCCUCACUGUUCUCAGCACUCAUGCGCCUCACUCCGUUGCUGCUCGCUGCGGCAGUGCUCGCGCUGCCCGCGCCGCCCGCGCCAACAGAGUCACUGAGUCUGCCGGCGACAAUCAAGAACUUUGCCGAGCAGACCGUGUUCGAGCCGCCCACCACCACCACGCGGAGGCGGAGGACGACGACGUCAAAAGAAGACUCGUCUCCCACAUCGUCGGCCUCACCCACAAACUCCUCACCGUCAUCACAAGCAUCCCCCUCCGCAUACACACCCCCACUCCCCUCACUCACAAACCCGAACCCCAACACCGCCGUCGACCCCGCCACGCCCACCAAUGCGACCGAACCUGCCCCCCGACCGUCUGUGACCCCACAGAGCAUCAUCAUGAACGCGACGGCGGCGGGCACACCUGGCGUCGCCGUCGUGACAGAGGUGGUGACGGUCACGGCGAGUCCGGCGGGCGAGGAGAACGGGGCGAAGAUCUACUUCCCCAGCGCGCUCAACUAUUGGGUCCUCCAUGCCGUCUCGGUUAUUGAAUGGGCGCCGGCGCUGCCCGUCCCUGUCGACAUCCGGCUCACGCAUGCGGGCACCGACGUGCUGAUAUACGACUACAUUCUCAGCGUGAAUGUGCCGGCGGGGUUCACCAGUUUGGCGCUGAGUGUGAUGGAGCCCGCAUCGCCCGCCAAGGGGUACCAGCUCAUCAUUGCCGACCACGGAAAUGGAACAAUCUACUCGACGUCGGAAAUGUUCGAGAUCAAGGAGGCGGGGAGCAGCGUGCUCGUCCCCGCGGGCUUCGCCGCGGCCACGCAGAGCGGGGGAAUAGUUGCGCAGGCGUCCGGCGCGCGCCAAGCGACAUGGACUACUGCACUCGCAUCCGCCGCCCUCGUCGCCGCCCUGUGGCUGUAAAUAGCAUAACCACAAACAUCACGGCUCUCACAAUCUAGACUGCACCCCACAUCACCAAGGACACUGCCGGACUGUCAUAGACCUGUAUCACCACUGUAUUUGCACAUAGAACGAAAUCUCAGAGCGACAGGACGACCAGCGCCUCGCGUCGCUCGUAUCGCCAGGGCGGUAAUGUUCUAAAUGAAC
This is a messenger RNA of Cutaneotrichosporon oleaginosum, 1357 nucleotides long. RefSeq lists its product as uncharacterized. The record is from RefSeq and is a predicted model, not a curated record. NCBI's taxonomy places the organism in Eukaryota, Fungi, Basidiomycota, Tremellomycetes, Trichosporonales, Trichosporonaceae.